This is a messenger RNA of Pseudo-nitzschia multistriata, 3287 nucleotides long. NCBI's taxonomy places the organism in Eukaryota, Bacillariophyta, Bacillariophyceae, Bacillariales, Bacillariaceae. The record is from the annotation of a GenBank genome assembly.
GAGCUUCACUCUUCGCAGGACGAUGCGAUACCGAAUACGGGGACUCAUGCUUGUCCYAACAUACCAUCCCGCCGUGCCGUACCUAUAGAAUACAACAUGGCCUGAAAGUUUUUUACAAGUAGUUGUGUGAACAAUCAAAAGCUGCAAACCAAAACGAUGCAUUGCUUUGUUCGAGCGGCAAACUUAAGUCGACGCAAAGGACGAAGAUGGAGUAUUUGGACGAUGACAACUUUCACGAACUGGACAGAAGUCAGAGAUCAACAGCAACACCAUCAAUGGCAGCACGGGUACAAAACUAAACGCUGUUGCUGUAACGCCUCGGAGCGAUGGAUACUGGAAAGAGAAUUUAACGAAGCAUGUCUUGGAGUUCGCUCUCUAAUCAUCGCGGAUGAUUCUAUGUACAGAAAACGAAUCGCCGCCUUGGCCAAGGCUGCAGUGUUCUCUCCGGGCCGGGUAUUUUCCACAUUCGAUCGAGGUCUCGACCACGAUGAUAACGACAGCAAGAACAAAAUAGAAAGCAUUUUGUUGCUGCUGAAAGACGCAAGAGCCGUUCCCCCUGGGUCGAUGACACCGGAGCAAAUCACGGAGGCCGAAGACGCUCUGGAAUACUGGGUAUCCGCUUCUGCGUCUCUUCCACGGCGACGCAAACGAAAGCAAAAGCACAUCAAUCGUAGUAAUGAUGACAAGCACAGGAAGGAAUACAAAAAUUGUUUCGAGAACGCAAAGUUUCUUCUCUUGCGGCUGGCGCAGGAACAAAGGUUUCACGAAGAACACUUCGACGACAGAGCGAACACAAACACAGAUACGCCGCAUGGAAUGAGUGGACAAGUCCUGUUGCGAAGCGAUUCCGCGAACGCCAAUGACAGAGGUGACGACAAAAAUGUUCYUGCACACCAGUACGACGGCAACAAUCCGACCAACUGCAGGGAUGAUUGCUACGUCGUGCGGCCAUUUUUGAUCAACCGAGUGGUGGAUUGCUGGCGUAUUGGUUGGAGGGACGAACGACUUGAUUUUACGCCUCACGAAAUUAUGGAAUGGGUCGAAAACAAAGACCUAGAUAUCGACAAUCGAACUUUCACCAUGAUCAUCGAUGGCAUUUGCCUCCGGGGAGAUGCCUACGAGGCACCAUUGCUUGCACAGUGGUUGCUGGACAGACGGUUGGGCCAGGCGUACGAAGACGADGACGAUGCCACGUUGCGACCGGAUACCAUCUUUUUCACAAACGUGAUCCGCGCCUGGGCCAAGAGCGGUAGGGUCGAGGCACCAGAGAUGGCGGACGGGCUCCUAGAGAUGAUGCACGACUUGUAUGCAAAGAGCGGAUGGAUAGAAUCGGCCCCCAAUGCCUUUAGCUAUUCAGCAACCAUGGAAGCCUGGUCCAAAAACCGGCGCCAUCCAGAAUCCACCGCGCGGAUCGAGGAACUAUUAGACGAAAUGAAAAACUCGAGUCUGGUCCAGGUCGUACCGGAUCGGGUAUCUUAUCAGUACUUGCUCAAUGCCUGGGCGAACUCGAAAUCGGGAAACGGAGCACAGAAGGCUUAUUACGUAUUGCAAGAAAUGAUUGCUCUGUACGAAGCCGGAAAUUACCUUGUUUCUCCGAAUGCGUCCAACUUUGCGCGCGUCAUCUUAGCGUUGGCUCAUAGCGGCAACGACGAACAGGCAGAAUCAUUGCUGGAACAGCUUCAGGAUCUGUAUAGCAAGACGGGCGACCCAAUCUUCCGACCAACGGAUGAAUGCUGGAAAGCAUGCAUCAUAGCGAAGGCCAAAACAGGCGGAGUUGCAGAGGCACAGGGAAUGCUGGACGAGCUCAUCAAACGUGCCCUUUCGAGCAACAACGAGAAGCUGAUGCCGCGUCGAAGUUACUUCGUCGACACUAUGGUAGCUUGGACCAAGAUCAAGGAUCGGGUUCUGGCUGCAAAACGGGCCCAAAGUGUGCUGGAUCGCAUGAGGGAACUAGCGCGCGAAGACGAGUCGUAUCGUAGUCUCCAGCCGGAUGCGAAAUCCUUUGAAUUGGUGAUACUCGCUUGGUCGCGCUCGAGACACCGUUUCGCACCCGAGUGCAUCGAAAAAUUGUUGGGGGAUAUGGAGCGACAGGUCGACCUCGGAAAUCACGAAAUGCAAACAAGCCUAGCUGGAUACACAAAUCUCAUGCUGGCAUGGCAAAGGAGCGGGCGUAAGGAAUCUCUGGAUUCAAUUCAACGUGUUUUUGACCAACUGCAGAAUCGAUACGCUACUAAUGGCGAACAUCAUCUUCGUCCCGACAAGUAUGUCUUUGGCAUAUUGAUUGAUUCCUGGGCUCGCGGAAGAAACUUUGAAAAGGCGGAGUUUGUAUUCAAGGAGAUGAUGAGAGAAUGGAAGAACGGCAAUGAACUCGCCAGGCCAGAUAUUCACAUCUUCCACAAUAUACUAAGGGCCUGCUCCGAAGGAAAUCGGUAUCCUAAUUCUGUAGGAAAAUGUCAACAUUACUUUUCUCUGAUGAAAGAUGUUGGAUUGCCAACGACGGUUGAGGCCUACAGUCACCUCAUCCGUGCCAUGACAAUGGGUAACAACACUGAGAGAAAGGACGAUGUAUGUCGUGAAAGCAUAGUUCUAGAAGAAUUACUGGAAAGUGUCAGAAAAGGAACCACCCGUCUCCCUUCUAAGUACAGGGAGUAUCAGUAUUUCUUGAAAACAAUUGCCAACAGCUCCAUUCCUCGUCGGAACCAACAGGCGAAAAAGAUUCUGGCGACUUCACGUCGUGGGAACAAUCGAAUACCGAAAGAACUCCUGCCUCCUUUGUGAAGGAAGAAAUGUUGCUUUAUCUCGACAAGAUGGAACCCGCCCACUGUGAGAGAUGAUUGAAAUGCCAAGAUUUAUUCUUUGGCCAUUCUCGUUUUUUCAAAACUUAUGAGAUCAUGUGUCAUGCACAGUACUAUGUCCCUUUCUACUAAAGCGGAUGUCUUUCAAGACAAUCAUCGAAUUUUGGUAAACAGAGUGCGGACGGAACAAGAUCUUUUUGAUGACAACAACGUAUGUGUAAUACAUGGUUGAUACGACGCCUAUUGAGAAACAGAGAGGAGGUAAUUCUUUCAUUUUCAUCUUUUCACAUGUCAAUUUUGAUCUUCAUGGAUAGGAUUCGGUGACGAUGGUACUGGUGCAGAGUUUGUGCUAAAAAAAAUACUCUUGCCUACCUAUCUACAACUGCCUUUGCUAAGUGGUUUAGAGGUUAGAGGUGCKUUCAUAAUGGAUAGUGCGCGUUCCUCCAAAAGAAAUUGGAAUUUCGAAUUUCUGAAAAAAUGUAACAUUUCAGA